Hippoglossus stenolepis (Pacific halibut) is the source of this 2573-nucleotide messenger RNA. Its product is annotated as zinc finger protein 436. The transcript has 3 exons. NCBI's taxonomy places the organism in Eukaryota, Metazoa, Chordata, Actinopteri, Pleuronectiformes, Pleuronectidae. Bases 221 to 1372 code for a protein of 383 amino acids. The record is from RefSeq and is a predicted model, not a curated record. Gene Ontology annotation, molecular function: RNA polymerase II cis-regulatory region sequence-specific DNA binding; DNA-binding transcription factor activity, RNA polymerase II-specific. Gene Ontology annotation, biological process: regulation of transcription by RNA polymerase II.
UGUCCGCCCACCAGGAUGGGAAAGAAUAACGCAGUUCACGCUGUAGCGAGCUGCAGCCAUUAGCUUUAUUUCACCAUGAAACAGGCCCCGGUUAAAGCGCUGCGGGAGAGAGAUGUGACAGCCGUUGCUUGUAAGGAUUAUUAGAGAGGUGGGAGUCCAACUCGUAGGCCCUGUUCGUUUUCUUAACGGGUUAUUGAGCCAACGCGACAAGGCUGCAGUCAUGGGACCAGACACCACUUCUGACACUAAAACAGAAUCUUCAGAGGAAAGUCCGGGAGAAAUCCUCGUGAAGGAAAUCUCAGAAUCAGAUUCCACUGACACAGAGGACUCUAAGCCGCUAGCUAGCAGCACUAAAGACAAGUGUUACCCUUGCUCCACCUGUGGGAAGGUAUUUGACAGACCAUCAAAGCUAGAAAGGCACAAACCUGUGCACACAAGGACGCCUAAGACUCUUCAUCAGUGUCAGCACUGUGACAAGAGUUUCACUCAAGAAGAGAAGCUGAUCCGACACCAGAAUUGCCACAAUAGGACUAACAAACAUCCCUGCCCUGACUGUGGAAAGAUUUUCAACAGGCCUUCAAAGCUAGAGAGGCACAAGCGCACACACUCAAAGAAACCGAAAGUGCCUCAUCAGUGUUCAUACUGCAAGAAGACGUUCAGCAAACUGAACAAACUUAUCCGUCACAAGCGGAUGCACACGGGGGAGAAGCCUUUCACCUGCUCCAUCUGUGGGAAAGGAUUCUCUGAGUCAGGUCACUGCAAAGCACAUGAAAAGACACACGAGGAGCAACCGGAAAAGCCUCACUGCUGCCCGGACUGCGGGAUGCGUUUCUUCAAGGCCUCGGAGGUCCGUCGGCACUUCCGCUCCCACUCUGGGGAGAAACCCUUCAGAUGCAGUGUGUGUGAAAGUUGCUUCUCCCGUUCAGAAGGGCUUAAAAGACACAUGAGGAGGCACACAGGGGAACGACCAUACAAAUGUGUUAUCUGCAGGAAAGGAUUUUACUCUCGUCAGGAUAUGAAUAUUCAUGGAUUGACCCACUCGGGAGAGAAACCGCAUCUCUGCCCCGUGUGUGGAAAAGGCUUCUCACAGCUGGGCAACAUGAAAGAGCAUGAACAAAAUGUUCACAUUAAAUCAGAGAAGUAUAUUUGCAAUGAAUGUGGGGCAACCUUCACACGGUACAAGUCUCUGAUAAAACAUCAGCGGACGCACACGGGAGAAAGACCCUAUCUGUGCCUCACCUGUGGUCGCAAGUUUUCAUGGAGCCAUUCUCUAAGCAGACACCAGAGGACACACGUGCAUGGACAGACGUCGAUGGAAAUGUCCAAAGACACAUUAAGUUUGGAAGGAGCCUCUGAGAAUCCCAGUAGUUGAAAAAGAAUAUUACUGGAGAGAACAUUUUGUUAGCAAUUUGCCAAUUUGUGGUGUAUUGAGAACAAAUUUUAAAUUUUUGUAAUGAUUCACUUUGCUGCUCACGGAAAUCCUUAGCAUGGGGUUUCCGAUUCGCUUCUACCAGUAUUUUUAUGAUACAAUCCUGUAGGUACAUUUCUGGCAUUUGUUUAUUAUUGAACUAUGUUGGCAGUAGAAAUGAAUGUUUACCUAGAAUAAGGAUUCCCCAACCCUGGACGAACACAGAUCAGGUGGCUGUUCUGUCCAGCACAGUUUCUGGGUAGCUCUGUUUACGUCUUCCUCUCAUGACAAAUGUUUAUUUGUCUAAAAAUAGCAUGGAUGAUAUCUCAUACACUAUCAUGUUUCAAUCUUUUUUAUUUCUUAGCCAUCUUCCCAGAAUAAAUAAUUUAAUGCCAAAAAUCAGUAAAUUUUGUAAUCAUGUAUCAAAUUAUCAUUAUUAUUUUGAUUGAACUUCUGCCAAAUGGUUAAUGCUGUACUGCCAGAGCAGAAAGGUGUUGGUACACUGUAUUUGACUUUAGUUGACCUUGCUCUACUCUUGGGAAACACCUACCAAUGAGAUUGCAGAUAGACCUGUGGCCUGAAGUGCAUCAGCUUCACUGAGACAGUGAACAAUGGUUCCAUCUGUUCAGUGCAGCAGAUGUUUUCCUCCAGUACGAGUUGUGUAUAAUUAAAAUGAAUAUCAAACUUUGUCUUUCUCAUUUCAAUUAGAUUUUUCACAAAGUGUAUUGCAUAUAUCAUGGGCUGUAUUUUGUAAUUGUAAAUGAUCUGUAUUUGUCUAGUCUCGAUGACCCAUUGAAGUUCUUUAUAGUACAGUUUUUGCCAGUCACCAUUCAUACAGUGCAACUAUGUUCAGCACUUUCUCAAUGGGAAGGGUUCAGUUUCAUGCCCGAUGAAAGUUGGCAUGCAGAGGAAGACAGGGACUGAACCGACGACUGAUCCACAGCCGCCCAAUGCAGACAUAGUAUCUCACUGCCAACAGAUACAUUGCAUUGUAUUGUAGAAGGCUUCAUUGUAAUAGCAUUAACAAUGGGCCUUGUAUGUUUUAGAUACAUAUUCAAGUAAUGUGCUCAAAUUAAAUUUUGAAAUGAACUUUGACCUACAAAAAUCUACCUGGAACAUUAUUUCUUAUAGAAAAUAUAGCCACCAAUAAAAUCUUUUCAUACAA